UGACCACUCGUCCUCAGUCCACAGGAGACCUGAACGAGCCCCGAGAGCGAAGACUCCACACGGAACCAGAACUUCUGUCCACCAUGGAACCAUGACGACGGCCGAGGAUGGAGCCGAGCUGGAGGAGCAGCAGGACCACACCUGGAGCUGGACCCGUCUGACCAUGAACUACGUGGGCCAGCUGGCCGGUCAGGUGUUCGUCCAGGUGAAGGAACUUUAUCGAGGUCUGAAUCCGGCGACGCUGUCCGGCUGCAUCGACGUCAUCGUGGUCCGGCGGCCCGACGGCUCGCUGCAGUGUUCGCCGUUCCACGUUCGCUUCGGGAAGCUGGGCGUCCUGAGGUCCAGGGAGAAAGUGGUGGACAUGGAAAUCAACGGGGAGCCGGUGGAUCUGCACAUGAAGCUGGGCGACAACGGAGAAGCUUUCUUUGUUCAGGAGACAGAAAACGAUCAGGAAGUGGUUCCCUCCUACCUGGCCACGUCUCCCAUCCUGUCCGACGACGCCUCCCUGAUGAGGAGCUCCGGACCUCCCGUCCAGACUCUGGGCUCGCUGGGCGGAGAGACGAAGAAGAGGAGGAAGAGGAGGAGGAAGUCCAGAGCCGACAGCGUGAGGAGGGAGGAGAGCGGAGAUUAUUCAGCCGACGACGACGACGUGUUCAGCAUCGAGAUGAGCUCCGACGACGACGACAGGUCAUUGAGAGACGAGACGACGACAACUUCGACCGGCGGUUCGUACAAACAGACGAGUCUCUACACUCGAUCAGACGGAGAAUGGAGUCCAAUUCAGAGUCCUGGAAACUCUCGUCCAGCAUCUCCAAAGAGCGACUCUGAACUCGUCACCAAGUCUUCGGAUGCCGACGGUCAGAACCCGGCGAUGCUCUGGUCCUGGGGGGAGCUUCCUCAGGCUGCCACGCCCUCCUUCCUUCGUCCCGUCUCCAUCCCCAUCUCAGAAAACACUCACUUCAGGGUGAUCAGCCACCAGAUGCUGGAGGAGGCGGUCGCCAUGGAGACGGAGACCCUGAAGAUGGAGAUGGAGACGUCUGGAGGAGCUGGAAUGAUGGUCGACGUGGAGGAGACGACGCUCCGUCCAGUCGGGAAGACAGACUCUCCGUCCCAGAGGAAAGACAAAAGGAGCCGCCAUCUUGGUUCUGAUGGCGUUUACCUGGAUGACAUCACAGAUCUGGAACCUGAAGUGGCGGCGCUUUAUUUCCCAAAGAGCGACAGCGGCGCCACCUUCAGGUCCGUCUCUGAUCCGGGUCUCCACAGCAGCAGCUUGUCUCCUCAGUCCACUAGUUCUGGAGGCGACAGCGGAGUCGACUCUUUCUGUGAUCAGAUGUCCAACCUGCCGUCCAUCAACAUCUCUCUGUGUGGAGGACUGACGGACAGCAGGGAGAUCACUAAAGAACAGUUUCAGGAGAAGAUGAUUUCCUACCAGCAGUUCACAGACAAUCCCUCCAUCAUUGACGACCCAAACUUAGUGGUGAAAAUCGGCUCAAAGUACUAUAACUGGAGCACGGCAGCUCCUCUGGUCCUGGCCAUGCAGGUCUUCCAGAAACCUCUACCGAAGGCCGCCGUGGAGAACAUCAUGAAGGAGAAGAUGCCAAAGAAAGGAGGCCGCUGGUGGUUCAGCUGGAGAGGAAGGAACAGCAGCGGCAGCAAGACCGAUUCGGUGUCGGAUCGCGGCGUCGGAGUUUCUGCUGAGCAGAUUGGAAAAAUGACAAACAGACACAAGGAAGAAUCUUCCUCCAGCGAUGAAGACCACCAAGCUGCCAAACAGACCUCCGUCCAGUCAGAGGCUGGGAUCGCAGCAGGGGGCGUGUCCUACAAGAAGACGCUCAGACUGACCUCAGAUCAGCUGUUAUCUCUGCAGCUCCAGGAAGGUCCCAACGACGUGGUUUUCAGCGUCACCACUCAGUAUCAGGGAACCUGCCGCUGUCAGGGAACCAUCUACCUGUGGAACUGGGACGACAAGAUCAUCAUCUCCGACAUCGACGGAACCAUAACAAGGUCGGACACGUUGGGCCACAUCCUGCCCACUCUGGGGAAGGACUGGACUCACCAGGGCAUCGCUCAGCUUUACCACAAAGUCAGCCAAAACGGCUAUAAGUUCCUGUACUGCUCGGCCAGAGCCAUCGGCAUGGCGGACAUGACCCGAGGUUACCUCCACUGGGUCAACGAGAGAGGAACCAUGCUGCCGGUCGGCCCGGUUCUACUGAGUCCCAGCAGCCUCUUCUCAGCCCUGCACAGGGAGGUGAUCGAGAAGAAACCGGAGAAGUUUAAGGUGGAAUGUCUGACGGACAUCAAGAACCUGUUUUAUCCAAACACACAACCGUUCUACGCAGCGUUCGGCAACAGACCCACGGACGUUUAUUCCUAUAAGGAGGUGGGCGUUCCUCUGAACAGGAUCUUCACGGUGAAUCCUAAAGGAGAGCUGGUCCAGGAACACGCCAAGACCAACAUCUCAUCGUACGUCCGUCUAGGUGAGGUGGUCGAUCACGUGUUUCCUCUGAAGGUUCGGUCUUCUUCUUCUGACUUUCCGUGUUCGGACACCUUCAGUCACUUCACCUACUGGCGGGAGCAGCUCCCCCUGGUGGAGCAGCAGCAGCAGUUCAGCCCGACAGUCGACCAGUGAAAGAACCAAAGAAAGAAAGAACGAAUGAAUGAACAGAUGAAUAAAUGACAGGUUUUGUGGAGGUUUUUCCAGAAGCUGCUUCCCUCAGAGAGUCGACGGAGCUGCUGUGAAAUGUCUUAACGCACAAGACGGAUGAGGAAUUGCACUUUUAUUUUUAAAAAACGGCCUCUGAGGUCGUCUGAUUUAUCUGUAUAUUAGAAAUAAUUUAUUGGAGCAGCUUUAAGCUCAGACUUUUUCCUGGGGAAAACAUUAUUUUCAUACUUUUUCACUCGAUGCAGCUCAAAGAAGCAGUUUUAUCGUGUUUUAAAGAAUCAGUCGAAGCUGUUUUAUUUAUAAUCAGAGAACGGACGCUUUAUGGAAAUAUGCUGUAAAAAAAAUGCGAUUAAAGCUGGAAACCAAAAACAGUGUAAAAAAGUUGGUGAAAAUCAGGACAAAUAUCUGUAAAAUAGUAAUAUUUUUCGCUGAUUUAGUUUUAAAAAUGUAAUCUUGAAGUCACACAUCGUAAAAUUACAUAUUUUCCUUGUUUUAAGUACAGAUUUUUGAUCUGGACUUUAUCUAGUUUUCUUUUUUCUCUUACAGUCAACGCGUAUAUUUAUUAUUUUAUGUGUGAUUUCACUUGUAUGUAUGUAUGUAUUGUAUAUGUAUCAUUUUCCAAUCCUUAAUAUGCAUAAUUUUACUUUCAAAUAACAUCAAAUAUCCAUGAAAAAAAUGUUUUUCUCUUUUAAAUACAGUAAAAACUGUAAUUUUACGGUCUAAUGUUGUAAAAAAAUCAAAUUGCUGUUUAUAAAAACAGAUUUUUUGCUUCUUAUUUUUAUUUUAAGUAGACGUUUUUUGUUGUUUUUUUAGUCAACAAAUUAAGAUUUUUUCUGGCGAUUUUAUUUUUUUAAAAACAGGACAAUGAUUCACUAUUUUUCAGUCUGUGCUUUACAUAAUUUUUCUUUCAAAUAAAAUAAAACAAAUAAAUCUCUUUUCAGUACAGUUAAAACUGUAAUUUUACAGUCUAAUGUUGUAAAAGAUUGAAUUACUGUUUAUAAAAACACAGACUUUUAAAAAUAGUUUUUACUUUAAAUAGGUGUUUAUUUUUUUGUUUUUUUUAACAGUCAACAAAUUAAUAUUUUUUUCCACUGAUUUUACUUGGAUAUUAGAUAUCUAAAUAAAUAAAUAAGAUAGAUAUUUACUUUAUAAAAAACAGGGAAACUGUGUUUAAUAGCAUAUUUACCAUUUUUCAAUUCUUACUAUACAUAAUUUUUCUUUCAAUAAAGUACAAUAAUCUGAUUUAAAUACAGUAAAAACUGUGUAGUGUGUUGUAAAAGUCAAUAACCGUUUAUAAAAACACAGAUUUAAAAAAAAAAGUUUUUAUUUAAAUAGACAUUAUUUACAGUUUUGGUCCGUCUUUUUUUUAUUUUUUUAUUUAUUUACAAUCAACAAAUUCAUAUUUUUUCCCAGUGAUUUUGUUUAGAUAUUAGAUAGCUAAAUAAAUAAAUAUCUAUAUUAAAUAUAGAUAUUAAUUUUUUUCAAAAAACAGCGAAAAUCUGUUAAAAAAAUGAAUCCUUAGAUUAAAUAAUUUUUCUUUCAAAUAAAAUAAAAAUGAUUUAAAUACAGUUAAAACUGUAAUUUUCCAGUCUGUUAAAAAAAAAAAAACUAUUCAUAAACCGUUUAUAAAAACACAGAUUUUUUUCUUAGUAUUAUUUUUUAUUUAUUUUAGGUAGACAUUAUUCACAGUUUUGGCAUGUUUUUUUUAAUAGUCGACAAAUUGGGUUUUUUUUCCAGUGAUUUUAUUUAGAUAUUAAAUAUCUAAAUGAAUAAAUAAAUAUCUAUAUUCAAUACAGAUAUUUUUUUUUUUUUAAAACGGGACAAUCCAUUUGAAAAAAUAUUUAGCAUUUUUCAGUCCUUAAUUUACAUAAUUUUUCGUCCAAAUAAGUUGAAAUAUCUGUAAAAUAGUAGUUUUUUUUUCAGAUUUAAAUACACAAAAUAUAAACAAAUUUAAUGGUAAAAAAAAACGACAGAUUUACCAUUUAUAAAAAUGUAAUUUUUUUCUGUUCUUUUAUUAGAUAUUAGCUGUAAUUUAACAAAACAAAGACAAAUAUUUACCAUUUUCCUGUCCUUAACUUACAUAAUUUUUCAUUCAGACAACAGAAAAUAUGCAAAAAGUGACAUGUUUUUUAUUUUUGCUGAAUUAAAUGCGAUAAAAAUUGUGUAAUUUUACAGUAAAAUACUAUAAAAAAAAGGAAUUAUAAUCACAGUUUUGACUUUUUUAUACGGUUAAAUUUAUACAUGUUCUGUAAAUGGUUAAAAAAUGCAGUUAAAACUGUUCUUUUUUACAGUGUUUGUUAAAAAGUGAUAAAAUCAUUUUGAAAUGAAGAUUAAUGUAUAAAAGCACAACAUUUUUAAUCUUCUGUUCAAUUAAUUCUUGUUAUUUUUAUCUCCAAACAUCAAUCUGCAGAAAAACACAUCAUUUAUCUGUUUGUUUGCAUUUUUUAAAAUUUAUUUUGUAGUUUGUUUUUUGUAAGAAGUUUUCCAGCAGCUAAUUUACAUGUUUUGUCCCAAAAAAUAACAAAACAAAUAAAACAAAACAAGAAAUACACGACAGAAAUGAACAGAAAGGUGCAUCAGGGAGACAAAUCAACCGCAAUAACUGAAGGUUUUAGACUAUUUAGAGUCUUCAUGGGUCAUUUAUUUAACUUUACAGAUUAAAAACAGAAAGCAGAUUCAUUAAAAUCUGUUGGAAAUCAUCCAGAAAUCCUUUAAAAGGAGAAAAUGUGAGAUUUAGAAUAAUUUCAAACGUCCAGCUGCAUCAGAGUGAAAUAAAAUCUGGUUAAAUUGUCUUUUUCAGGCUGUUUCUUGAGUGUUUCAAGUUUUUUUUAAUGGAUUGUGGACACAGCUGACUGUGUUCAGACUUUAAUUCAGCUUUAAUUCAGAGUUUAAAGAGAAAAGUUUCAUUUCCUGAAGCUCUGAACUGUUUAAAACUAAACUUUCUGACUAGAAACCGACUGAUUGUGUGAAACUUCAGUUUUUCUGCCAUUCUUGUGUAAAAACUCGACAGUAUUAAUGCAACAUUUUUCCUUUUUUGUCCUUUUUCUGACCUGAAAGAGGGUUUUUAUGAUAUAUUCAGUAUUUGAGCUGCAGAAUGUUAUUUGUGUGUUUGAUGCUUUUGAUAUUCUUUCCAUGAAAGAGCUGAAAUGAAGCCAGUUUGUUGUUAAAUUGGUGAAACUGAACUCAAUAAAAAUCUACUUUGGUACAACA
Amphiprion ocellaris (clown anemonefish) is the source of this 5872-nucleotide messenger RNA. It is a transcript of the gene lpin1b, whose product is annotated as lipin 1b. The transcript is spliced from 20 exons. Lineage: Eukaryota; Metazoa; Chordata; Actinopteri; Pomacentridae. Gene Ontology annotation, biological process: positive regulation of transcription by RNA polymerase II; triglyceride biosynthetic process; fatty acid catabolic process. The record is from RefSeq and is a predicted model, not a curated record. Bases 92 to 2629 code for a protein of 845 amino acids. Gene Ontology annotation, molecular function: phosphatidate phosphatase activity; transcription coactivator activity. Gene Ontology annotation, cellular component: nucleus; mitochondrial outer membrane.